Dentiscutata heterogama is the source of this 2148-nucleotide messenger RNA. NCBI's taxonomy places the organism in Eukaryota, Fungi, Glomeromycota, Glomeromycetes, Diversisporales, Gigasporaceae. The record is from the annotation of a GenBank genome assembly.
AUGGGCGUUAUAUUGAAAGACCUUACUUCACAAACUGAAAAAGCAAACCAAACAUACGAAGAGAUAGCAAAAAAUAUAUAUAGGGGUAAAGGUGUUGGGGAUGUUGGACAUGGUGAAGAUUACAGGUGUAAUUGUAAAUUUAAGCCAGGUAAGGAUAACCCGAGCAAGGCUUGCGGCGAAUAUACAAACUGUGUGAAUCGAGAACUUUUUAUCGAAUGCGUUGAUGGUGAAUGUCCUUGCGGAUCAUAUUGUCAGAAUAGACGAUUUCAAGAUGCCAAUUAUGCCAAAGUAGAUGUUAUAUUUCUUCCGCUUAAAGGAUAUGGACUAAGAGUAUUGGAACCGUUAAAAAAGAAUCAGUUUGUAAUGGAAUAUAUUGGAGAAGUUAUCAAGAACGACGUAUUUAUAAAGCGCAUGAAAAAGUAUAACGAAGAAGGGUUAAAGCAUUUUUAUUUCAUGUCACUUCAGGCUGGAGAGGUCAUUGAUGCGACGGAUAAAGGUUGUGUGGCCCGGUUUAUGAAUCACUCAUGCUCUCCAAACUGUUUUGUACAAAAAUGGAUGGUUGGAGAAAAAUAUCGAAUUGGAAUAUUUGCUCUCCGAAAUAUCCAAGAAGGGGAGGAAUUGACCUUUGAUUAUAACGCAGAACGAUAUGGAUCUGAAGCUCAGGCUUGUCACUGCGGUGAACCAAAUUGCCGUGGUAUUAUUGGAGGGACCAAAGAAACUGGUGAUUCUAUUUUAUCCCAGGACUUAAUCGAAGCUGAACAAUUGAAACCGAUACAAAAUUGUAAUGACGUAUUGCCUUUUAUUGGGCUUAUGCUUCGUUCAAUUGAAAAACCGGCGAUGAUACUAGGGCUGUUAUACAGGUUACGGAUUACAAAUGAUAUUAGUAUCCUUAAAAUGUUUAUGAAGUUACAUGGCUCUAUAAUGCUCAAAACAUAUUUACGUGAACAUAAGGACAAUGAUGAUAUUAUCGAAAAGACUCUCACAAUCGCAGAAAAAUUGCCGUAUAAAUAUAGUAACCGUCGCGUUGAGUCAUCACAUCUUAAAGAGUGGGUGAUGAAAUUCACGAGCCGAAAUGAUAGAAUCGGAGAACGUUGUCAAGCACUUAUAGAGAAAUGGCAGAGUCUUCCAGAAUUCUAUAAAAUUCCAAAAUACAGUGAGCGAGGUCUUUUACCUCCAGAAGCUCAAAAAAAAGAAGUAGAGGAUACGGCCAUGGACAUUGACACACCCAAAAAUUCAGAAACUUCUGAAUCUAAAGCAGAAAAUCAAACGACUUCCGAUGAAUACUAUUUCUAUGAGUCAGCACAUGACUAUUAUGUCCGGUUCACAGAUAGUCACUUUCCAUUUCAGAAUCUUUCUCAGACUGAUUAUUGGAUCUCUCAAAAGCUUUCUCCUCACAAAACAUCGCAAUCCGACUAUACCCAUUCUUCUUCGUCCUAUUUAAAUGAUCACCACAAUAAUCAUCACAACAGUGAACCUGGUUCUUCACGGUAUAAAUAUGAUAAAUAUUCAAACAAACAUUGGCAUAAUAAGUCAUAUGGCUCAUCACAAUCGCCGGCAGUCCCCCCACAGCCCGAAUUACCACCUCUUGCACCAAAUUGGUGUGAAACAAAUGAUGAAUAUGGUAAUGUAUAUUAUUAUAACAAGUAUACUAAAGAAACAACAUGGGAAAGACCGAUCGUAAAAGAUGACAUGAAAACCAUUGAUGGUUUUAGUAAAGCUGAACUGCAGGGAAUUAUCGAACGUGCAGAGGCUUUAGCUAAGAAAGCGGAGAAAGACAAGGAAAGGGCUGCUAGAGAACGUGCAGAAAGCAGUAAAUUAGGUUCAUCCUCAGCUUUAAAUAACAAUCUCAGCGAACGAGAUUUUAGAAAUGCUAUUGCAGCUACCGUGGUAGAUUAUUGUAGUAGAUUUAAACGUCACAUGGACGUUCAAACAUUUAAGAAGCAAGCCAGAACUUUAUCUCAUCUUGUGCAAGAUAAGGAACUUCGUCGAUCAGAAUGGCGCAAUGCGGUGAAUUAUCGCUUUACAGAUGAGGCCAAAGCUCGAAUCAAGAGUUUUGUUAUUGAUUAUAUGAGGAAAUUGAUUUCACGAAUAAAAUCAUCUUCUGAAAAGCAUGAAAAACAUGAAAAGCACGAAAAGCACAAAAAAUAA